Molecule: messenger RNA, 1867 nt
Organism: Pygocentrus nattereri (red-bellied piranha)
Lineage: Eukaryota; Metazoa; Chordata; Actinopteri; Characiformes; Serrasalmidae
Gene: scxa
Product: scleraxis bHLH transcription factor a
Exons: 2
Coding region: 539-1150 (203 amino acids)
Biological process (GO): developmental process; regulation of transcription by RNA polymerase II
Molecular function (GO): RNA polymerase II transcription regulatory region sequence-specific DNA binding; protein dimerization activity; DNA-binding transcription factor activity, RNA polymerase II-specific
Source: RefSeq, a predicted model, not a curated record
UAUUUGCAUAAGCAGUGAAGGAGAGGGAUGGAGAGAGCGAGACACGGAGAGGAGGGGUGUAUUCACCCCAGACACUCCCACAGUCUAUAAAGCCCAACCAUGCUGAAUCGCUCAGACUGAAACCACACGUGGAGCUCGGCUCAGAGGGAGAGAGCUUACUGCUGAGGCAAUGAGAGGCACACUGAAGCACCAAGCCUUGAAGAAACAGAGGUUGUGAAUCCAAGAUCUCAGACAGACAAAGUCAAGCCAAGUGAACGUGAGGAAAGGCGACCCUACAAAGACUAGGAGAUAUAGUUAUCAUCUCUGGACAAGCUUAUAAAAGGAGCAGAGAAGAACCUUCUCGUGUUGCUACGCAGGACUUUAAUGCCAAAGUGAUGCCACAGUGGAGCACAACCCAUGCUCAAGAGGACUAGGAUGUGUGGCAAGUAAGUCACAACCCUGCAUGCCUUGCAGUUCCUUAUACUGUGUGAUCCAUGAAUGCGUGACUGUGGAACUCUAAGCCAAAGACAGUUCUAGAAGUUUCUUCGCCUGGUAAAAGAUGUCAUUCGCGAUGGUACGCCCGGCCCCAAGCCGCUACCUCUACUCCGAGAUCUCCAUGAUGUCCGAGGACGAUGAGAACGGCAGUGAGAGCUCGGGCUCUGACGACCGCUCCUUCCGCCUGGACACCUCCAGUUACGAGCUCAAAGUGGGCAGCAGGAAGCGGAAGCCAGGCAGCGGAGGGGGUGGAGGAGGGCGGCUCGGGAUAGUGCCAUCGGGCACGGGAAGUGGUCCUAUGAUGGGCGAAGGUCGGCAGCGUAACGCAGCCAACGCGAGGGAGCGGGACCGCACCAACAGCGUCAACACGGCCUUCACCGCCCUCAGGACUCUGAUCCCGACCGAGCCGGCAGACAGAAAGCUGUCAAAGAUUGAGACUCUCCGCCUCGCCUCCAGCUACAUCUCGCACCUGGGCAACGUGCUGCUGGUAGGCGAGGGCUGCGGGGAUGGGCAACCGUGCCACAGCAGCGGACCCUCUGCCUCCUAUUACCACCACCAUGGGUCACCUGGAAGAGACGCUGAGAACUCGCAGCCCAAACAGAUCUGCACUUUCUGCCUAAGCAACCAGAGGAAAAUGAGCAAAGACAGAGAGAGGAAAACAGCCCUGAGAAGUUAAUAUGAAGAGGAUGAAGCUCUUGGGACUUGCUGAGCUUUGGAAGCACCACACAGACUGUUGACAAACUUUAAAUAAAUAUGAUGUAUAUAAGCAAAACUGCAAUUCAUAUUUAAUUCUAUGUAAAUCACACAUGGACACUCUCUUUGGGCUGGAAGAUGACGAGGACCAGACCUCUCGGACAGCAGCGCCUUUUUUAAUCAAAAGGGCUGAACACCUAAAAUUACCUGCACAUCUGCCACACCUUUAGCCGCAGCUUUCUUGGUUCGACACCUCGCUAGGAGUGUCAGCUUCUCCCUUUUUACCAGACAGCUGACGUACAGAUAAUUGCCAAGGGCUGCACUGCAAAUAGCAAAACUCAAGACGGCCACGCACACCGUCCAGCAGGACCAUUCACCACGAAACUGAAGCAUAUAAAAGCAGCAACAGCAGGAAUAGCCACAUGAAGACUGCUCAGAGUGCAAGAGUCAUAACCCUGCCCCAAGGAACCCAAACUAAGACCUGGGAACAGGCACGAGGACCCCAAAAGAGACACUCAAGAUAUGAGUUAAAACGAGUCAAAUUGGGACAAAUGUACUCCUGCAAAUUUGGUCAAACAGUGCAUUUAGCUAAGAAAUAAAAAGUAAGCAAUAAAUUAAAUUCUAGACAAUAUAAUGUAUAAUAAACAUGGAAAAUUCAUGUACUCAUUGAUGAUUAAAUUAAAGUCAAAUUAUGCCAAGA